GGGUGCCCCGGAAUGUGUACCGUGAGCACACACCUGUGCAGACGCCAUAACCGGUGAAUCGGACCCCCAACCAACAUGUCGCCCCGAUCCGCAGGCGUCCUCUGUCUGUUGGCUGUGCUCCUCUGCUGCUGUAUCAACGGCAGUGUCGCCGCACAGAAGAAGUCUAAAGAACAACUACUUUCGCAAGUCGACAGUGUGGUGAAGAACUUAAAGACGAUGAACUCCAAGCGAGGUCUGGGCGAGGAACACGUCAGCCGAUCUUCCCUAGGUCAGCUGUACAUGACGGAGCUGGAAGUGCAGCGCGCACUGCUUGCAGACCCGGACGAUUUGGACCUGCAGGAAGGAAUGAAGGAACUCAAGUCACUGGAAAAAGACCUAACUGGUCGUGGUGGAGCAAACAUCCCUCAAAUCCGCAACAAAGCUGACGUCCCGGGCGCUCUCGCCAAAAUCAUCAAGGAACGAGAACAACUGUUCUCCCAGGAACAGGCCAAUCAGAUCGUUCGCUAGAAAACGGAUCAACCAAUCAGAUCGUUCACUAGAGUACGGAUCAACCAAUCAGAUCGUUCGCUAGAGUACGAAUCAACCAAUCAGAUCGUUCGCUAGAGAACGGAUCAACCAAUCAGCUUUCGACUGGGAUAUCAAAUUUCAUACCUGCAUUUGGAUGCUUGGAUAUCUUUUUUUUAAUCCAUGUUUGUGGAAUUUUCACAUCUAUGGUCACUUCUCAAGCAAAAUGAUUCAUUUUCUGUGUUAAUAAUAUUUGCAGUGCAAUGAUUGAUUUUAGAUAAUUUUUUCUAUAAACUCAGAUUAUUUCUUAGCUGAACUAUAUUAUACACACACAUCUCACACAUUUGGAAUAUAAACCGUUGGUUUUAAGAAAAUGCACCACUGGCUGCUAUCACACCAUUUAUAGCAUUUUGGGGCAAUACAACCUGUAAAAGUAUACACAAGAAGGGUGAUAUUAUAUCCAUAUAUUCAUGAUUGAUAGCAAAAAGGUGUAACAUUAUAUACUGUGAUGUUACCAGGGAACUCAAAGAACAGGUGGUGAAAC
Branchiostoma belcheri (Belcher's lancelet) is the source of this 1048-nucleotide messenger RNA. RefSeq lists its product as uncharacterized. Bases 76 to 507 code for a protein of 143 amino acids. The transcript is spliced from 4 exons. The record is from RefSeq and is a predicted model, not a curated record. Lineage: Eukaryota; Metazoa; Chordata; Leptocardii; Amphioxiformes; Branchiostomatidae.